Brassica rapa (field mustard) is the source of this 951-nucleotide messenger RNA. RefSeq names its product glycine-rich protein 23. NCBI's taxonomy places the organism in Eukaryota, Viridiplantae, Streptophyta, Magnoliopsida, Brassicales, Brassicaceae. The record is from RefSeq and is a predicted model, not a curated record.
GACGAAGACUAAACUGUCACUGACACAACUGUCUUCUCCCUUUCAUAUCCAUCAAAUAAAACUCGUGGAGUGAGUUAAUUAAUUAAGAAACCACUUACUUAUGGGUUUAAUUUCCCGUAGGGCGUGUGUGUUUAUCUUUGUAUUCGCUCUUGUCGCCGAAUUUGUCUUCGGACAUGUUGAAGUUAAGGACGACAAACACUUGUUUCACAAACCUCGUCCAUUCUUCCACAAGAAGGGUUUUAGAAAGGGUUUGGGAGGCGGAGGCGGUCUAGGUGGUGGGGGAGGUUUAGGUGGCGGUGGCGGCUUGGGCGGAGGAGGCGGUUUAGGUGGAGGUGGCGGUCUAGGAGGUGGUGGUGGUUUGGGCGGAGGUGGUGGUCUAGGAGGCGGUGGCGGUCUGGGUGGAGGAGGUGGUUUAGGUCACGGUGGUGGUCUAGGUGGAGGUGGCGGUCUGGGUGGAGGAGGUGGUCUAGGUCACGGUGGUGGUCUAGGUGGAGGUGGUGGUGUAGGAGGCGGUGGCGGUCUAGGCGGGGGUGGAGGUCUAGGUGGUGGUGGUGGUUUGGGAGGAGGAGCUGGAGGAGGAUACGGUGGUGGUGCUGGAGGAGGACUUGGGGGCGGUGGCGGCGCUGGAGGAGGAGGAGGAUUUGGUGGCGGAGGGGGAUAUGGUGGCGGCGGAGGUUUUGGCGGUGGAGCGGGUGGUGGAGGAGGAUUUGGAGGUGGUUAUGGUGGCGGUGGCCAUCACUGAUGAGUGAUGAGGCUCAUGCUCAUGCAAUCGUACGUUGUUACUAUUUUAUUUAAUGAAACAUGAUAAUUAAUCAUUACAAUAAAAAUGAUACAUUAGCAAUUGUGUAUGUCUUUUCUAUUAAUUUUGAGUUGUAUUGUAAUGCUAUUUUCAUGUUAUGUUUCGGUUGGUUUCAAGUUUCAAGUUUGGUUAAUAAAAUGGUUGCUUUGCUU